AUGGGGCGCCCUGAUGGCUCCCAUGCCCCUGAGGGGUACGGAUACGAUGUCCCUAAACAUCAGCACAGCUACGAUUAUGGAAAGGGGAGGCCAUUCGACUACUCCUACGUCGUCAAGGACGCCUACCAAAACCUCGACUUCGGUCACAAGUCCACCUCCGACGGGAAGUUGGUGACCGGCGACUACCACGUCCUCCUCCCCGACGGUCGCAAUCAGACAGUCGUUUACACCACCGAUCACAACGGCUACCAGGCUCAGGUUGCUUAUCACGGAGAAGCCAAGUACCCCGAAGCCAAGCCCUAUGCCCCUGCCCCAUCCUACGAAGCCCCUAAACCCACUUACAAAGCAGCUGCCACAGUCUAUGGAGCCCCAGCUCCAACUUACGAGGAACCCCAAGCUCUCUACGGCGCUUCCGAAUACUGA
Macrobrachium nipponense is the source of this 423-nucleotide messenger RNA. RefSeq names its product pro-resilin-like. Gene Ontology annotation, cellular component: extracellular matrix. Bases 1 to 423 code for a protein of 140 amino acids. Lineage: Eukaryota; Metazoa; Arthropoda; Malacostraca; Decapoda; Palaemonidae. The record is from RefSeq and is a predicted model, not a curated record. The transcript is spliced from 2 exons.